GGCCUGAGGCCGGAGCCUGGCCCCGCGCUACAGCUCGGCCGAGCCCGGCCGCGCCCCCGCCCAGCCCGCAGACCGCCGCCGCGGGCGCGCCCCCGCUCUGCGCUGUCUCCGAUGGCGUCCGCCUCCGGGGCCAUGGCGAAACACGAGCAGAUCUUGGUCCUCGACCCGCCCACAGACCUCAAAUUCAAAGGCCCCUUCACAGAUGUAGUCACUACAAAUCUUAAAUUGCGAAAUCCAUCAGACAGAAAAGUGUGUUUCAAAGUGAAGACUACAGCACCUCGCCGGUACUGUGUGAGGCCCAACAGUGGAAUUAUUGACCCAGGGUCGACGGUGACUGUUUCAGUAAUGUUACAGCCCUUUGAUUAUGAUCCAAAUGAAAAGAGCAAACACAAGUUUAUGGUACAGACGAUUUUUGCUCCACCAAACACUUCGGAUAUGGAAGCAGUGUGGAAAGAGGCAAAACCUGAUGAAUUAAUGGAUUCUAAAUUGAGAUGUGUAUUUGAAAUGCCGAAUGAAAAUGAUAAAUUGGGUGUAACUCCACCAGGGACAGCUCCGCCCGUCAGCUUGGUGAACAGAGCCAGCAACACAGCUGCAGCACCCGCCACUCAUCCCAGGACGAGCGAAGCCAGGAAACUCAGUGUGCUGGCACAGGAGAAGCAGAAGAACGAUAUGGAACCUAGCAAAGCUGUCCCGCUGAAUGCAUCUAAACAAGACGGACCCAUGCCAAAACCGCACAGUGUUUCACUCAGUGAUACUGAGACGCGGAAGCUCAUGGAAGAGUGUAAAAGACUUCAGGGAGAAAUGAUGAAGCUGUCAGAAGAAAAUCGACACCUGAGAGAGGAAGGCUUAAGGCUCAGGAAGGUAGCACAUUCGGAGAAGCCUGGCUUGCCCUCGGCCACGUCCUUCAGAGACAACGUCACCAGUCCUCUCCCCUCACUCCUCGUUGUGAUCGCAGCCAUCUUCAUCGGGUUCUUUCUAGGGAAGUUCAUCUUGUAGAGUGAAGCAUGCAGAGUGCUAUUCCUUUUUUUUUUUUUUUCUCUUGACCAGAAAAAGAUUUGUUUACCUACCAUUUCACUGGUAGUAUGGCCCUCAGUGACCAUUUAUUUGUGUGUACAGCGUCAAUACAGGCUUUGCCUCUAAUGAUCUCUUAUGGUUAGAAAACAGUAAAAACUGUUGGCUGCUGGACAGGUUGUCUAUCACCAAGUCAUCACUAGCAGGGUCAGUGGCACACUCAGUCCUUCAUGAAAUUCAUAAUAAAGAAUUGUUUUCUUUGUGGUUUUAAUAAGAGUUCAAGAAUUGUUCAGAGUCUUGUAAAUGUUAUUUUAAUAAUCCCUUUAAAUUUUAUCUGUUGCUGUUACCUCUUGAAACAUGAUUUAUUUAGAUUGCUAAUAUCACUCAUUCAGGAAAUGCCAAGAGGUGUUCUGCGGGGAAAUGGUGCCUCUUACCGUGUACGUUUUCUCCUUUACCUUUGCUAAUAUCAUGGCAGAAUUUUUCUUACCCUUGUGAGGCAACUGUUCACUGAGUUUUUCAUCCUUACAAUCCUGUCCCAUGGUAUUUAACAUAAAAAAUAAAACUGUUAACAGAUUCUUGCUCGAUAGCUUGAUUGUGUCUGUGUUGUCAUUAGAGGGUGUCAGGAAGGCCACGGUGUGGUGUUUGAAAUUUAAAAUGCAUAAUUUUCUCCAGCAUUGAAACUCUUCCUUAUAGGUAGUACAGUAUUUAUAAUUAAAAGUCCUCAUUCUAUUAAGGAAAAUCAUUGAUAAAAUUUUAACUUGCCUUUGGAAAAUCGUAAUUGGUUUGUUUUCAAGAAAUACAGGCAAAUGCAAUGAAAAUAAAAGUGCUACAACUUUAGUGAGUAUAUGUGUGUCCCCAGGCCACUUGAUAAACGCAUUCUUCAUCGGGUUCUUUUGGUGUCUUCACCGAGGACAUACUCCAGGUUUUCAAGUAUUUACCCAGCCUAAUAAUUCUUACUACUUCACACACGUUUCAUAAUAGUCAAAAGUAGCUGUUUUUUCCUGUCCAAGUUGACACUCAGAUUUUCAUUAUGGAAAUUUUGUGUUACUGAGCAAGCCUUGGAGAUUUUUUUUUGUGAAAAGUGAUCUUUUCCUUUGCAAAUCUAUUAAGCACAUGAAACACAUUGUCCAUGUGAAUAUUCCUUGCAGGGGCCAAUACUUUCUUGUACUUAGUCUUCUGUCUUCAUUUACUGAAUUCAUACUAGGUUGGAAAGUUUUGGAACCAGGGAACAUAGCUGAGUGCAUUCUAAUACAACUGAAUUUUUAUUCUUGGAAAUUAGUGUUAGCUUUGUGAAAGGAAUUUGAGUUUUGAGACUCUGUGUGGUGCAGUGAAGCGUGGUAGCCCAGGUCUGCAUACACAUCUUUAAAAAAGUGAAGUGUCCUGAAAUAAUUUGGCUGUUUCAUUUCAGAUGUGUUUUGAGUUUGUCAGAUCACGUGUGUUGUGUUCUUGUGCUCUGAUAGCUUUUUAUAAAACCUCUUGCUUGUGAGCAAAAGUUACUAAAGCAAACACGAGUAAUUCCUAGUCAGUACUAGCAUGCUGCUGCUGGUACUGUUUCCAUUGCUGUAUGAUUUACUGUUAUUGUAAACCCCUUCUUUUCUGAUAACUGGAAAAGCAUGCUGAAAAAGUUGUAUUUCCAUCCCAUACACGCAGUCAGUAAUUACUUGGCCUGAAGCUCUCUUAUAUAUAACUGUCAUCAUUGAUAAGUAUCAAGCUUGAUAUUUCAUAAAUACCUUUUAAAAUGUUUUUCAGUUUUCAACAGUUUAGCAAAAUCCUGUUUUAUGGGAAUGCUCCUUAGGAUUCAUUUUGUUCAGCUCCUUUGUUUGUAGUUGAGGGAAGAAUCGGAGGCCUUCUGAGGGUUUGGGAGAACUUUCCUCUCUCCUGCAGGUAGGUAGAGACAAAGCUGGCGUUAGCGUUCUGACUCCUGACUCCAGCUUUGUCUUUACUGGCAACUUUGUAGGAAAGGAAUUGUCCUCAUUUGAAAGACAGCUGAAAUAGUGAACAUAAGAUGCUAUUUAAUAAGUGGUCGUGAGAUUUUCUGUCAUAAGACCGUAUUUACAGGCCUGCUGUGUCUCAUGUAUGUAAUGUAGUGUUUAGGUUAGCAAUGCCUCCCACAUGGGCCAUAGACAUUACUGUGUAUUUUUAGGAGGCAUUUUGAGAAAAACUGUAGUCUUUGUUAGCAUCUUGAGAAGUAAAUGUGGGUUUCUUAACUGUAUCAGCAGAUGCUUUGAUUGGUUAGGACUUUUUAAUUGUUCUGUGAAAUGUGAUCAGGUUAUUUUACUACCAAUACUUAAUGCUUUCAGAAGAGUCUGCCUGUACUAACUGGCUGAUGAUUUAUGAAUUGUUCAUCGUAUGUUCAGAAAUGUUUGCUUUGUCGAUCUGCUUACUGGUGUAUGUAAGCAUGGGGGUUUACACUGUUGCUAGCACUGAAAUUUCAACCAAGUUAACUUAAGGCCUUAAGUUCACAUGUGAUGCUAAAUACACUACUUUCCUUCAUUCUUUCUAGAACUAAUGUACCUUAAUUUUGCCCAAUUGUGUAUUUACAAGAAGCAAAUUUAAGAAUUGUGUUCUGAGUAUGGUAUAUUAUCUUUAAAGGAAAGAAGAGAGAUGACACUUGGAGAAAAAUAUCCGAUUCAGAAAUUCUGGUCAAAGAAAUAAUAUUCUUAAUUUUUCUUCGGUGAAAAGUUCUGAAAUUGAUAUUACAGUAUAUGAAAAGGGAAUACUUUGGGCUGUACUCUGAAAAUAUGAUACUGCUUUGAAAAAGAAUUAUAACACUUGUUAAAAAUAAGAACAGAUCACGGAGUAUGUCUCUAAAUUGUGAUCUACUUUAAAAACCCUUAAAUGAUAGUUUCCAUAGAGCUUUGCACAUUCCUAUUAAUGACUUUGGUGUGUGCAUAGAUUUUAAACAUUGACCUUUAGGAGGGUUAGGGAAAGAGCAAUGCUUAAUAGUAUGGAAAAACAAAAUCAGAAGAUAGGCUUAAUAGUAUGGAAAAACAAAAUCAGAAGAUAUAAGCGAUCUUUAUUUUCUAGCUUUCAAGGGAAAUUAAACUAUUGUGAGUAAAUAAACUGUUUGAAAAUGUGGUGAAGUGUCAUUUUCCUUUCCACAAUAAAAACAAAUUUUAUUUCAA
Heterocephalus glaber (naked mole-rat) is the source of this 4136-nucleotide messenger RNA. It is a transcript of the gene Vapa, whose product is annotated as VAMP associated protein A. The record is from RefSeq and is a predicted model, not a curated record. NCBI's taxonomy places the organism in Eukaryota, Metazoa, Chordata, Mammalia, Rodentia, Bathyergidae. Gene Ontology annotation, cellular component: endoplasmic reticulum membrane; plasma membrane. Gene Ontology annotation, molecular function: FFAT motif binding. Gene Ontology annotation, biological process: neuron projection development.